Messenger RNA from Phragmites australis (common reed), 704 nucleotides. Its product is annotated as large ribosomal subunit protein uL15y-like. Bases 84 to 521 code for a protein of 145 amino acids. The transcript has a single exon. Gene Ontology annotation, biological process: translation. Gene Ontology annotation, molecular function: structural constituent of ribosome. The record is from RefSeq and is a predicted model, not a curated record. Gene Ontology annotation, cellular component: ribosome; cytosolic large ribosomal subunit. NCBI's taxonomy places the organism in Eukaryota, Viridiplantae, Streptophyta, Magnoliopsida, Poales, Poaceae.
AUCGCUAGGGUUUCUUUCCCCGGAUCACUCCGCCUCCACUCCUCCCAUCCCCCAGGUAAGGUUGUCGGCGGCGAGCGGCGGCCAUGACGACGGGCUUGAGGAAGAACAGGAAGAAGCGUGGCCACGUGUCCGCCGGGCACGGCCGCAUCGGCAAGCACCGCAAGCACCCGGGCGGUCGCGGUAACGCCGGAGGCAUGCACCACCACCGCAUCCUCUUCGACAAGUACCACCCGGGCUACUUCGGCAAGGUCGGCAUGCGAUACUUCCACAAGCUCCGCAACAAGUUCUACUGUCCAGCCGUCAACGUCGAACGCCUCUGGUCGAUGGUGCCCGCCGACAAGGCCGCGGAGGCCGGCGCUGACAAGGCCCCGCUGGUGGACGUGACGCAGUUCGGCUACUUCAAGGUGCUCGGCAAGGGGAUGCUGCCGGCGAAGCCCAUCAUCGUCAAGGCUAAGCUCAUCUCCAAGGUCGCAGAGAAGAAGAUCAAGGCCGCCGGAGGCGCCGUCGUGCUCACCGCCUAGGGUUCGGUCCUCCUGGUCAUCUCUUGGUCUUGAGAUCUUUAUCUGAACUAGUAGUCAUUUAUUGUUUAAUCUGUUUCUGCUAAGAAGACUUGACAGCGGCUUAUGAGAAUUUUUGCACUUUGUGAUGCCAGCUCGUACCAAAUAUUUCAGUUCUAUACCAAUCGUCGCUACUUUUGCUACCAA